Messenger RNA from Onthophagus taurus, 3164 nucleotides. Its product is annotated as testis-expressed protein 2. Gene Ontology annotation, cellular component: endoplasmic reticulum. The record is from RefSeq and is a predicted model, not a curated record. Gene Ontology annotation, molecular function: lipid binding. Lineage: Eukaryota; Metazoa; Arthropoda; Insecta; Coleoptera; Scarabaeidae.
UUUUGACAGGUGUAGAUUAGAUAAAUAUUAGAAAAGAACAAUAGGGAUGUUAAUCGCGUUUUUAUUUCGGUAUUAGGCGCUGAGUAAUUAGGAAAAGAAUUGAAUAAAUUCGGAAUGGAUUAUAAUAAAGCUUCUUUCUUAUUAACGCUUCUCUCUUUUUACUAAUAUCACUAACAAUAUUGUAGUAAAUGCGUAUGAUGGAUAAAAAAGGUGGUAAAAUCGGUUUGGGGAAAUUGAAAGGUAAAACUAUAAAUACAUCAGUUUCUUCAAUGUCGAUAAGAUUUAAUGCUACGUCUGAAGAGAUUGAUGAAUUAUUUGAUUGCGAAGAAGAUAAUGAGCCUCAAACGGAAGUGUUGAUAGAGAAAGAAAAAAUAUCUGAGGUAGAAGGUAGCCCACGUAGAUCAAUUCUUCCAUUUGGAAAGCGAUCAACAAGUGUAGAUGUCCAACAAGAUGCCUCACCUCCUUCAGAUCCUUGGCGAUUUCUUUCCGACAUUCGAGGGAAAAUUACGAAAAGUGUUGAGGUAAAAUUCACUGAAUACAAAAGCAAAAAUCAAGAGGAAGGUUCCCCGAAAACGGGAAAAACAAAAGAUAGCAAAGAAAAUUCGAGUCUAUCAGAUUCCGAGGAAGUUUCGGAAAGUAGUAUUUCAAGAACUUGCGGAUUUGUUUCAACAACGGAAGGAGUUGAGAUGUCAAGCGAUGACGAUGACGAUAACACACGCUCGUUAUCCGAGGAGCAAGACAAGUUGGAGAAAGAUUCGAGUCAGAAGAAUCAAAAUCAGACUAAAUCUACAGGUAUCAAGCAACGUUACAAGGUGAUCAAUUCAAAUACGUUAAAGGAAAAAGAAGGUGUUGUAAAUUUAGAGUUUGUCGAAGCUAUACAAAAGAUUACCGAGGAAGAUGAAGAGGUUGAAAGUGGAAUUGAUGUUUUAGCUGAUUUAAAUGUGAGCAAUUUUAACUUGGACAAAGAAGAGAAUGUCUUAAAUAUAAACCAAAUCACUGGAGAUGAAAUCCGAGCAGAAAUCGUAAAUGAAAAAAAUGUAUACAAAUGUAACACAGUGUUUAGUCCAAUUGGUUUCGUUGAUUUGCGACCAAAACCUGUUGAUUUCACCUGGAAGGAUUAUUUAAAACAAUAUCAAUCGGUUUUAAUAGGAAUCCUAACCUCACUUUUUUAUUAUUACAUUCCAUUAUCUAGUUAUUUAAGUGGGUUUAUUAUGGGGGUUUUAAUAGCUUUUGCAGUUGCUUUCAUUUACUUUAAAUUAAACGAAGAAACCAAAAAUUUAACAACAAAUAGAGAAAACGUACAAAUUGUUAAGGUACCGGCCAUUCGAGAAUAUCAACCAUUAAAAAAAUACAACGGCUGGAUGAACGAGUUCCCCGAUGAAUAUGAUCCGCAAACUUAUCACGUUAUGGACACACAGUCGGUUUAUUUAAGGUUACAAGGAAAUUUUUUACGAAUUAGCAACACUAAGCAUAAAAUUCCUAAAAGAGCUAUGUGGAAUGAGAACGAACACAAAGCUACGUUUAGCGCCCAUCGGAUUUAUAAUCUUUUGGAUGCUAAAAUUAAUUUGUUGCCUGAUGGGAUUACUAAAAUUAGAUAUUGGAGUAAAAAAUAUCCAAUUUGUAUAACAUUAAAUAAAGAUCAAUUAUGUGUUAAAAUAAAAGAUGUAGGCGAGGAAAGUUUGGAAAAGAAAAAUGUUGAGGUUAACGGAAAAAGUGUUAAAUACGAAAAAUUAUUAAGCGAUGAAGGGGAUUCAAAAAAAAUUAAUACAACCGAUGAUAUGGACGAAUUCACCGAUGUUGAAGAAUCUGAUGAUGAGGACAAUAAAUUAGAUAACGAUGAAGAUGAGAAAGAAACGAAUUUAGAUUGGAAUGGAAUGAAUUUAGAUACAAAACAAACUCGGAUUUAUCUUUUUGGUAGAACCGAUCGUGAAAAAGAAGACUGGUAUCGAAGACUUAUUGCUGCAACUCACCCAAAUUCCGAAGAAAGUAAUUUAUCUUCCCCCCUCGAAGAAGAAUAUGCAACAUAUAUGAAAUCGCAUAAAGAAAAAGUGGAACUUUCUAAUGAUUACAAUGAUUUAUGGAUAAAUUCCUUGAUAACUCGGGUUAUGUUUGAUGCUAUUCGAGAAGAAUCAGUUAUUUUAAAAAUGAAAGAGAGAAUCCAGAGGAAAUUGGCUUCCAUAAAACUUCCUUAUUUUAUACAAGAAUUAAAUUGUGAAGAGUUAAAUUUAGGAACAACAUCACCGAUUAUAAAGGGAACAAAAACAUCACCAGAAUUAAACGAUCGAGGGCUUUGGUUGGAUUUAGAUAUAAACUAUGAAGGAUUAAUUGUGGUUAUUUUACAGACGAAAGUGAAUUUGUUAAAGUUGAAACAACCGCAACAACAAAAUGUUGAAGGAAUUGAGAGGGUUGAAGGUAAAUCGGCUAUUUUCCAUUCCGAUGUUGAUGAUUCCGCCGAGAGUAGUACCGAUGAGGAUAGUAGUAAAACAAACGCGACUUCCGUUUCAGAUCAAGUUAAACCGGCGGCGGGGAAUCGGAGCAAAAAAAUUAUGAAAAUGGUUGAUAGAAUUACGGAGUCGAAAAUUUUUCAAGUCGCAUCAGAAAAUAGAUAUAUUAAAAAAGCUAUGCAAGAUAUUUCCAAUACUGACUUGCGAUUAAAAGUAGAAUUUAAACGAUGUAUUGGUACUUUGGUGUUAAAUAUUCCACCACCGCCGUCCGAUCGGAUUUGGUUUGGGUUCCGGACCCCACCGGAUUUAUUAAUUUCAGCUUGCCCCAUCGUGGGGGAGAGAAAUAUAAGUUUCCUUCGGGUUACUAGUUGGAUAGAGAAGAUUAUUUACAAAGAAUUCCAAAAAAUAUUUGUGAUACCAAACAUGGAGGAUUUACCGAUUCCUGUGAUGUCUCCAAAGCUACCAGAAUAAUGACAUAAAUGUGAUUUUUUCCCCCUAAAUUCUAAUUCAAUUGAUUUUAUAUGUUAUUAUUUAAAUUUAAAAAUUAUGGUAUUUUUCUAACGGUUCUAGUCUUGGUUUUUGUAUUUUGAUGUUAAUUUUUUUGAGGUUAACUUUUUUAAAGAUUAUUAUUAUCACUAAUUGUGUGUAAUUGUAUAAGAAAUACCCUUAGGAUUAUAUAAACAUCAAUUAAAAUAAAUGUUUUUAUUUGUUUAAAAAAAA